Messenger RNA from Dichotomopilus funicola, 1494 nucleotides. RefSeq lists its product as uncharacterized. Lineage: Eukaryota; Fungi; Ascomycota; Sordariomycetes; Sordariales; Chaetomiaceae. Gene Ontology annotation, biological process: regulation of DNA-templated transcription. The transcript has 3 exons. The coding region runs from base 1 to 1494 and encodes 497 amino acids. Gene Ontology annotation, molecular function: DNA-binding transcription factor activity, RNA polymerase II-specific; zinc ion binding. The record is from RefSeq and is a predicted model, not a curated record.
AUGGGAUACUGUGGGAGGCCAUCCACAGCAUGCCACACAUGCCGCGUGAAGCGUGGCAAGUGUGACAGGAAACGGCCGGGCUGCAGCCAAUGCGCACGAAAACGUAUUCCUUGUCCCGGUUAUCCGGACCCUACCGCGCUCGUCUUCCGGGACCAAACGCAGGCCACGGCCCGAAGGGUGCGGGCAACAAAACCGGGAUAUGGGGCCGAUCCCUUCGCCCCGGCCAUCAGCCCUACGGGCGGGCUUGACUUGACAGUGUCGCCCGAUGAUGCGGCGAGAACGUACUUCCUAACCUGCUACGGCCCCGCAAGCCCGGUCGACCAUCUUCCAGAACUGGAAGAGCUCCUUCGUAGUACGGAGGUCUCCGCCUCGGCGUUCCUAGCGCCGGCCUUGGUAACCCUAUCCCGGGAGCUCAAGGACCCGGCGCUGAUGGCCCUAGGAAGGAAACAUUAUACAGCCGCUUUACAACACACAAACCGGGCGCUAGCAAAUACACAGGUAGCCACCAAGGACGAGACCCUCGCCUCGGUGAUGAUGCUCGCUCUGUACGAAGCCCUCACCUUCCAAGGCCGCCGUUCUCCGGAAAGCUGGAAUGCCCACAUGAACGGUGCGACCGAGCUGCUCAAACUGCGUGGCCCACGCCAGUUCGACACGGCGCUCGGCAGGACUCUGUUCCUCGACGUCGUAGGCGACAUCCUGGCGUCCUGUUCACAGCGCCGGAUACCUACCCCUCCCGGUAUCGUCAAUCUACUGUCACAGCUCGGCCCCAUUGUCGGCCCGGACAGCAUGCACUUUGCCAUCGCGCACGCGGCCGCCGAGAUGGCCGACAUCGUGAGCUUUGUCGCAAGCCAGUGGGACCACAUAGCGGUGUCCGCGUCGCAAAUCAUCGUUCGCGCACGCCGUGUCGAUGAAGUUUUGAGCGGCCUCCAGGACCAACUCCCCGCUCAUCUCCCCUACACCGUCCUCGACCCGGCCAGCGCACCCGCUUCGUCGUUCCAGGGGGUUGCCCAUUGCUACGAGGACCCCAAGUCCUGCUGGAUCUGGAACAACUGCCGCAUGAUGCGCGUCUUUCUCAACGGGUUCGUCUCUCGCGCCGCACUCGCCUGGAUGGCCGCUCUGCAAAACGCACCACCAGAUGCAGAGGUGUCGUCAGAACUACACUCCGAGUCCCUGAAAGCCGCGGUGGUCAAUGUGAAACGCCAGGGGACAGACAUCUUAGCAUCGGUAUCAUACUGCCGCAGCCUACCGGCCGGGAGCCAUGAGCGCGCGAUGGCCGCCCGGGGCCUCACUUGGCCGCUGUCGGCGGUCGCCACGUCUGUUGUUGCACCUGGAGCGAUGAAGACAUACGCACGGGAUGCGAUGUUUUCCUUGGGCGAGGAGAUUGGGAUACCGCAGUUGAUUGAUGCUGCGAAAAUGGUGGAUGAUACGCCUAUGCCGGAAGACUGGUACGUGGUUACGUUUAACUUGGUGGGGUUAUCAAUCAACCUCUGCUAA